Molecule: messenger RNA, 202 nt
Organism: Dimorphilus gyrociliatus
Lineage: Eukaryota; Metazoa; Annelida; Polychaeta; Dinophilidae
Source: the annotation of a GenBank genome assembly
GAUGAAGGAAGGAAAAGAAGAGGAAGAGAGAGGAGAUGCCAGGAUGGGGAAGAGGAACAAGGUUGACGAGGAAAGCGAGAUAAAAGGCUUUAUGGAAAAAAAAAGACACGAAAUGUUCCUAUCAUACAAUACCAGAGUAAGAGAGAGAGAGAGUGAGAAGGGAACCGGGAGUAGGUGGAGGGGGCGAGCGGAGGAGAACUAA